This is a messenger RNA of Triplophysa rosa, 2602 nucleotides long. RefSeq names its product TAFA chemokine like family member 5b (gene tafa5b). Bases 613 to 990 code for a protein of 125 amino acids. The transcript has 4 exons. NCBI's taxonomy places the organism in Eukaryota, Metazoa, Chordata, Actinopteri, Cypriniformes, Nemacheilidae. The record is from RefSeq and is a predicted model, not a curated record. Gene Ontology annotation, biological process: G protein-coupled receptor signaling pathway. Gene Ontology annotation, molecular function: receptor ligand activity; G protein-coupled receptor binding.
CGAGACUCCAGACGACACGCGCUUUUUGGAGAUGCCUCCGCACAGUUUCCCCUAGGAAGUCAACAGAACGAUGCAGUAUAGAAAGCCCCCAACACGAGACUGGACCUAUCUGAGGUAUUUUCCUCCACUUUAGCGGAAUUCUGACUUGUUUGUGGAUGUGUGACAUGCGGUGAAUACGCACGCGGCGCGUAGUGACUGUCUGAAACGCAGUGAAAUGCAGACGGCGGUGAGCGCAUGAGGAGCGCAUUCAAACCCGAUCUCUUGUUUUGAGCUUUACACGCAAGUUCUGUCUCUCCCGACGCACCGGAGCGGGGUCUAUCAUUGACUGCGGAUGAUUUUUGCAUAAAGACCCUGUUCUUUAUUUUGGCAGCACGUGCGAGUGAGACUAUGCAACGGUUGGUGUCUUUUUCUCUUGGUGGGGCAAAAAAGUGCCAGAUGAAAGUCUCGUGCAUUUAACUUUCAUCUUACUGAACGGAAACCUGUCGCGCGAGCAGUUUAAAAGAGGCGCAUGGAAAGUGUCCACUCAUCAUAAGGGAUUGUUUAUUAAAGCAAGGAUUCGUUCGGUCGGGAUGGAUUUGCCGUUUUAAGCGCGUCGCUCAGAUCUUCGAAAAGAUGCAGCAUCUUCGCGUGGCGUGGGCGCUCGCGGGAGCGGCGGUGUGCUUUUUCCUUGUCUUCUUCAUCCAAGCGCAUUUUUUCAGAGAAGGUCAGCUGGCAGCAGGGACGUGUGAAAUCGUGACCCUGGACAGGGACAGCAGUCAGCCAAGGAGGACCAUUGCCCGGCAGACAGCCAGGUGUGCCUGCAGGAAGGGCCAGAUUGCAGGCACCACCAGAGCCAGUCCAGCAUGUGUCGAAGCACAUAUCGUGAGGAACAGACAGUGGUGUGAGAUGAUGCCAUGCUUGGAUGAUGAAGGCUGUGACCUGUUGGUAAACAGAUCAGGCUGGACGUGUGCACAGCCGAGCGGUCGAGUGAAAACAACCACAGUAUCCUGACGCCUGUGGGGACCGGUUUUCCCGAGGGAGGCGGCACGUACGGAAGCCACUCUUCAUACUCCAAAGCUACAGCUGGGCGGGGGAGGGGAACAUUCAUCAUAGUCCAGUUAGCUCUGUCUGUCAGUAUCUCCAUUAGUCCUGCAGUCAUAAGAUAAAGGGUGAGGACCUCACGUUAUGGAGUUUACAUGGACCAUGAGGAACGGAUCUCCCCUGCGCUGUCAAUCAAGCCAGAGCCUUCGCUCCGCAGGAACUCGCCAACGCUUUUCGUCCGCAGAUGCCUGAAACUGGCGAGCGAUCAGUACGACGAAUGACGUGUCCGGACGAACAAUUCACGAACUCGCUUUGGAUCAGGCAGCGUGAAAGGAUCUGGUGAGAUUUUACAGACCAAAGAAACAAACCAUUUUCUGCGGGGAAGGAUUUCCAAUGUGAAUACACGAGAUACUUUGAUGAACGCAAGCGAAAACAGGCACGCACACAUGCAUAACUAGGAGUUUUUCCAAGCGAGCACACAUGAAUGGACAACAGAAAUAUUUACGCUAAAAGCGAGUUGACUUUGCUCUAUUGUAAAUCUGCUAUUGUUGUGUAAUGAACUGAAAUCUGCUAGAAUUUGGAAACGUAGCGAGCGCGGCAGGUGAUUUAUCACACGAAACAUCUACCUGCUCUGAAGAGACUGGGGAGAGACCAUCCUAUGUAUUUUGAGAAUCAUAAAGUGAUAUAUAUUUAACAGUUUUAUAUGAUGUAUCUUUGUAGCAAACCUUAUUUAACAUUGACAAUGUGAUCCAUAAAGGGUGGAUUCAUGACAACAAAUAACAAUGUCCUGGAACGUUAUUUACACAUGUUGCUUUCUUCGCAAGAGAUUAUAGACGUUAAUUCUAGUGUAUUAGUGUAUAUGUGAUAAACCUUUGUUUUGUAACACCAGUUACAAUAUACAAGCAGAAAAAGUCAAAUGUAACCCACCAUGGUUAUAUACAACAGCUUUGGGUCAAUGUUUAACCGCAGCGAUUGUACACUGGCAAAUUCAUCUUAUAAAAACUGUUUAUAUGUCAGUCCUUCUGUGAUAUCUGUCAUAUCGAGACGGUCACCCCAUUAAGAUAAUGGCCUUUAUGAGAUAAUGGACCGUCCGCUGCGGAACGGCUCGUGUCCUGGGUGGCUUCUCUUAGGCCAUUACUCUGCCCCUGUUGGCCUAUCUCCUCCUGUUCUCUCGGCGCCGAUCCUGUGGAGGAAUGCUGCUGUCAACCAGGCUUCAAGCUUCAUUUAACAUCACUAACAGGCUGCAUUACACACAGCGUCUCUCGGCUACAGCCGCAGUGCUCCCCCAAUAACAGACCCCCCCCCUUCAGCCCGAGACUAAAAGUACUUAAAGUGUUUAUGAGGAUUUUGAAGGAGAAUCCUGUUAGCUUGCUUUGUUGGUUUUAUCGAUGCAUUUAACGUGAACUUGACAACAUAUCUUCAAAUUUUACACGAGGUGUGUCACACGAUGAGGGCCAUUCGAACUUAAGGCUGAAGUGUUCAAAUCUUUUCUCUCUUAAAGGGACAGUUCACCCAAAAACGAAAAUUCUGUCAUCUUUUACUCACUCUCAUGCAAUUUCAAAACGUAAUGCCUUUCUUGUGC